Molecule: messenger RNA, 1986 nt
Organism: Penicillium lagena
Lineage: Eukaryota; Fungi; Ascomycota; Eurotiomycetes; Eurotiales; Aspergillaceae
Product: anion exchange family protein
Exons: 5
Coding region: 1-1986 (661 amino acids)
Biological process (GO): monoatomic ion homeostasis; transmembrane transport; borate transport
Cellular component (GO): fungal-type vacuole; plasma membrane
Molecular function (GO): solute:inorganic anion antiporter activity; borate efflux transmembrane transporter activity
Source: RefSeq, a predicted model, not a curated record
AUGCAGGCUCCCAGCAACUCAUCGCCGGGACUCUCUUCGUCUCCAGCUCACAGGAGACCCUCCUGGCAAUCUCAGCGCCUGUCGUCAUCCCUUCGAUCAGGCAAGUCAGGUCAAUCUCGGCGCGCCGCUCCGGUCUCGGCCCGGCUUGCAGCAGAGCCGCAGGACACUGCAGAUGCCAGGACGUCAGAUUCACAGCAUCGCCGUGUAUCAGUCGCGUCGUCUUUUUGGUCGACCCACCCGAAAUGGUGGCGCGUGCGUCUGUUCCGCGGGAUGGUCAAGGAUAUCAAACGCCGGGCGCCCUAUUAUUGGAGCGACUUGACUGAUGCGUGGGAUUAUCGCAUUGUUCCUGCGACUGUUUAUAUGUAUUUUGCAAAUAUCUUGCCUGCCCUGGCUUUCUCGCUAGAUAUGUUUGAGAAGACAAAUCAGAGCUACGGCGUGAACGAAGUCUUGCUUGCAUCUGUGCUUGGGGCCGUGGUGUUUUCCCUCUUCGCGGCUCAGCCGUUGGUCAUUGUUGGCGUUACUGGUCCGAUUACGGUGUUCAAUUAUACGGUUUAUGAUAUUAUUGCACCCCGGGGCACACCGUUUCUUGCUUUUAUGACUUGGAUUGGGAUCUGGUCCCUGGUCAUGCACUGGCUCCUUGCCAUCACAAAUGCCUGCAACGCACUAACCUAUGUCACCCGUUUCUCAUGUGACAUCUUCGGGUUCUACGUUGCCUUCAUCUAUCUCCAAAAAGGCAUCCAGGUAUUGACUCGACAAUGGGGUCUAGUGGGAGAAGCCUCGGCCUACCUGAGCAUCAUGGUUGCCCUCCUCGUGCUCAUGAGCGGAUGGAUCUGCGGCGAACUGGGCAACAGCAAUCUCUUCCAGAGAUAUAUCCGCAAGUUCCUGGAGGAUUACGGUACCCCAUUGACAAUUGUCUUUUUCACCGGCUUCGUUCACUUUGGCCACAUGAAGGAUGUGAAUGUUUCAACACUUCCCACGAGCAAAGCUUUCUUUCCAACUGUUGAUCGGCCAUGGCUCGUGCAUUUUUGGAAUAUCGAUGUUGGAGAUAUCUUUCUCGCCAUCCCUUUUGCGGUCCUCCUCACCAUUCUUUUCUAUUUUGAUCACAACGUCUCAUCGCUCAUCGCUCAGGGAACCGAAUUCCCACUCCGCAAACCCGCCGGUUUCCACUGGGAUCUCUGGCUACUGGGUCUUACAACCUUCGUGGCGGGCCUCCUCGGCAUCCCUUUCCCCAAUGGACUCAUCCCACAAGCACCCUUCCACACCGCCGCCCUCUGCGUCACCCGACAGGUCGCUGACGAAGACGACACCAACAAAGGAAAAGCCAUUCGAGUCACCGAUCACGUCGUCGAGCAACGAGUCAGCAAUUUUGCCCAGGGUCUGCUCACGCUAGGCACUAUGACCGGCCCACUACUUAUCGUGCUGCAUCUAAUACCGCAGGGGGUGAUGGCCGGCCUGUUCUUCAUCAUGGGCGUGCAGGCAUUACAAGGGAACGGAAUCACGCAGAAACUGAUCUUCCUCGCCCAAGACAAGAACUUCACGUCCGCAUCGAAUCCCCUGAAAAGACUCGAUCGCCGCAUCGUCAUCUGGGCCUUUGUACUCCUCGAACUGAUUGGCUUCGGCGCCACUUUCGCCAUCACCCAGACCAUUGCGGCUAUCGGGUUCCCGGUUAUCAUUCUUCUUCUCAUCCCCAUACGGUCUUUUGUGCUGCCGCGCUGGUUUACUCGGGAGGAAUUGGCCGCGCUCGAUGCCCCGACUGCUAGUCCCUUUACUAUGGAAAGUGUUGGUGGUACUCAUGGAUUGGAGGAUGAGUCUACAGAGGAAGAGAAUGUUGCUGCUUCGGGUGCGGGCAACGCUGUGCUGCAAGGAGGUCGUUCCUUACCGUCGUCAGAGUCGGCGGUUGAGGAUAAUGAUUUGGAGAGUGGUGAGGCGUACGAGCUUGCUUCUCUGUCUAUGCGGAGAAGAAGCAAUGCCAGUCGGGUUGACUAA